Seriola aureovittata is the source of this 1744-nucleotide messenger RNA. Its product is annotated as Fc receptor-like protein 5. The transcript is spliced from 13 exons. The record is from RefSeq and is a predicted model, not a curated record. NCBI's taxonomy places the organism in Eukaryota, Metazoa, Chordata, Actinopteri, Carangiformes, Carangidae. Bases 116 to 1675 code for a protein of 519 amino acids.
AGCCGCAGUGCUUCAACCCUCCUCUCAAAACUGUCAAAACGUGUGCAUUACACAGUGCAGCGUGAGCACAUGUGAAGUCUGCAGUUGUAUUAAAGUCGACAGUUUCUCUUGAAGAAUGUUUGCUUCCCUCUUUGUGGUCAUGCUGGGGUUGUGCUACUGUUGCAAGGAGAGCAAUCAGACUUUUCUGGGGACUCCAGAACUGUCUGGCCCUACGGAGGCUAUGGUGAAAGACAUUGUAAUAUUUAAUUGUGAACUACAUAGCAACCAUUUGAAUGAAUCCAUCCUGCUGCAGUUAUUUAAGAGGGGUCAGAAUGCCAAGUUGUUGGGCGACCACACCUCUUUGGACGGGGAGCCUGGAACCUUCACCGUUAUAAUCAAUCCGUCCCACGAGGGCAACCUGCAGUGUGUGGCCAGACCACAGAACAGGUCUAACAUAGAGCCCACCGUCAGCAACACACUUUACCUGAGUGUUUUUGAACCAGUGGAAGAUGCAAAGAUCGCCGUCCGCUCAGGUCCAAAGGAGUUCUUUGAAGGGAACAGACUGGAGCUAUUCUGUAAUCUUACUGUAGGAAAAAACGUGUCCUACAUGUGGCUGCUGAAUGAUCGGCCUAUCUCUCGGUCUCCUCGCGUUUCUCUUUCAGCUGAGAGUCUCUCGAUCAGCAGAACCACGUCAAAAGACAGCGGCUCCUACAGAUGUGAGGCUUCCAAUGAGUUCAACAAUACUGUCUUCACCGUCAACAGCUCUGAAGUUGUAAUCACUGUCAAAGACGUGGUGUCAACCCCUGAUAUCUCCUUCACCGUGUUAAAGGACGAGUCCCACAACUAUUCUGCCGUGGUCACCUGUCAGUCGACAAAAGGGACUCCACCUGUCAUCUUUUCACUCUACAACAGGGAAGUACUGGUCGCCAAUAUGACGAGUGAAGACAGAAGCGCCGUAUUUAAGGCUCCAUUGGUCUUGGAUCGGCACUUGGGAUUCCUCCAGUGCCAGGCGAACAAUGGAAACCAGACUGCAUACAGUCAAUGGUUGCCGUUAGAAGCUGUCUCGGUUGGUGGGCCUGUGACGAUGCGCCACGACUAUGACUUUGGAGAAAACUAUGCUGUGACUGGCAUGAGGUUCUACUGCAAGGCGGCGAAGGGAACACAUCCACAAUACCAGUGGUUCCUCAACAAAACGCUUCUACAUGGCCUAGGAAGCUUCUACAAAGUGGUCAACCAGGAUCCAAAACAAUCGAUGCUCUUGCUGUCUGUCAGUAGGAGCAGCACUGGGACGUACCGCUGUGAAGUGUCCAAUAGCUUUGACAACACCACUGUGAUAAGCAGUAAGAGGAAAUAUGUGGAUAAAGAAGUCCUUAAUCGUCUCCCCGUCUUAGUAGUGGCAGUCGUCUUUGGAUGUUUCACUUUCCUGAUUCUCCUGGUCUCCGUUUGUUGUGGGAUUGGAGUGGUGUACAGGCGAAGGCAGUAUGGAGAGAAGUCUCUGUUGGGCCUGGAGAUGGAGAGAACGGUAGCUGCCUACGAGGGCGAACUGGACUUGUCUGAGUACAACGAGGAUGCUGAUGUAGUGGAGACAUCAGGAGGGGAUGAAUUUGAUCAGGCAUCUGAAGCUUCUCUGGACGAAUGGCCCCAAAUUGCAGAGCAGAAGAAGACGUUGGAGGAUGAACCAAUUGAGUUACCAUGAAGAUUCAAACUGAUUGCUCCAUAUAAACACAGACUUGUGUGGUUAAAUAAACCUCUUCUCAUUGUGUUA